CGAGCACACACCACACCAGCAGUGUCCAGCGCAGGUGCUUGCACGCAUUAGAUCGCGGCCGGACAGACAUGGCCGGAGGCAGCCCAAUGCAGUCGGUGCUGGUGGCCCGCGGGGUGAAGGGCAGGAAGCUGCACGCCUUCAAGCGCAAUGGGAAGGACGCCGGCGUCACCGGCGUCAUGCGCUCCAUCGCCGGCACCGAGGAGCAGGGCGCCUUCUUCGUCUUUGACCUCGCCACGGUCGUCGACUUGUACAGCCGCUGGUGCCGCGCGCUCGACGGCGUCCGACCCUACUACGCCGUCAAGUGCAACCCCGAGCCGGCCAUGCUCGGCGCCAUGGCGGCGCUCGGCGCGGGCUUCGACUGCGCCAGCCGCGCCGAGAUCGAGGCCGUCCUCGUGCUCGGCGUCGUCGAGCCCGGGAGCAUCGUGUACGCCAACCCGUGCAAGCCCGAGGCGCACCUCAGGUACGCGGCCGAGGUCGGCGUCAACCUCGCCACCUACGACACCGAGGACGAGGUGGCCAAGGUGAAGCGCUGCCACCCGAGCUGCGACCUCCUCCUCCGCAUCAAGGGCCCCGACAACCCCGACGCCAAGAUCGACCUCGGCACCAAGUACGGCGCGCGCGCCGACGAGGUGGUCCCGCUCCUGCGGGCCGCGCAGCGCGCGGGGCUCCGCGUGGCCGGCGUGGCGUUCCACGUCGGGGCGUGCACGUCCCGCGUCGACGUGUACCGCGGGGCCAUCGAGGCCGCCCGCGCGGCGUUCGACGCGGCCGCGCAGCUCGGCAUGCCGCCCAUGCGCGUGCUCGACAUCGGCGGCGGCUUCAUGCCGGACGCCACGUUCGACGAGGCGGCGGAGGCCAUCGGCGAUGCGCUCGCGCAGCACUUCCCGCCCGGGUGCGGCGUGGAGGUGAUCGGCGAGCCGGGGCAGUACUUCGCCGAGAAGGCCUUCACGCUCGCGGCGCGGGUCAUCGGGAGGCGCGCGCGCGGCGAGGCGCGCGAGUACUGGAUCGACGACGGCAUCUACGGCGCCCUCAGCUGCACCAUCUUGGGCGACUACGUGCCGCGCCCGAGGCCGCUGGCGCCCCCGCGUCCCGGCGGCGAGAACAUGUGCAGUACGUACGCGUCGACGGUGUUCGGGCCGACGUGCGACUCCCGCGACAAGGUGGUGACCGGGUACCAGCUGCCGGAGAUGAACGUGGGGGACUGGCUCGUGUUCGACGGCAUAGGCGCGUACGCCGCCUCGUCGGGCACCAACUUCAAUGGAUUCUUGAUCGCCGACAUAAAGACGCACUUGGCCUACUCCACCUAGCUCCAAACGUCCAAUGGCUCCGGGAAGGAACAUGCACAUGCACAUCCAUGCAUGGGCACGUCCGAAAUUAUUGGCGUCGAUUGGUGUUUGUAUUGCAUGUUCCUUUCUUCUUUGUUUUGUUUUUUUUUUUGCAGCGCGGGGCUUUCUUCUUGACAGUCUAUAUCUUGUUGUA
Messenger RNA from Aegilops tauschii subsp. strangulata, 1476 nucleotides. Its product is annotated as ornithine decarboxylase 1B, chloroplastic-like. Lineage: Eukaryota; Viridiplantae; Streptophyta; Magnoliopsida; Poales; Poaceae. Gene Ontology annotation, cellular component: cytoplasm. Gene Ontology annotation, molecular function: ornithine decarboxylase activity. The record is from RefSeq and is a predicted model, not a curated record.